This is a messenger RNA of Homalodisca vitripennis (glassy-winged sharpshooter), 1110 nucleotides long. RefSeq names its product inositol polyphosphate multikinase alpha (gene Ipk2). The transcript is spliced from 6 exons. The record is from RefSeq and is a predicted model, not a curated record. Gene Ontology annotation, cellular component: nucleus; cytoplasm. Gene Ontology annotation, biological process: inositol phosphate biosynthetic process. Gene Ontology annotation, molecular function: inositol tetrakisphosphate kinase activity; inositol-1,4,5-trisphosphate 3-kinase activity. NCBI's taxonomy places the organism in Eukaryota, Metazoa, Arthropoda, Insecta, Hemiptera, Cicadellidae. The coding region runs from base 165 to 1103 and encodes 312 amino acids.
UAGGCGACUAGGUGAAUCAUUAAGUAACGAGAUUAUGUCAGGUGCGCGUUAUUCAUUUAUUUAAAUUACAGCGUGUGUAUGAUUAUUUAACAAGAGUAUUAUUAGUAUAGUGCUUAUUCAUGGAAUGUCUUGGGCAAUUCAGUGAAGUUUCAACAUAAUUUUUAAUGUGGAUGUUUGUAAACAAACUAACAAAGAGGGCUAUUAAGAGUAGGUGUGCAACAAUAAUGGAGGCACGAAAAUCAACACUUUUUGAACUGUCCAAAGAGAUAAAAAGUGAAUUUCCUCAAAAUGUUAAACCUCUAGAAAAUCAAGUGGCUGGACAUUCAUUUAAAGAUGGUUGUAGUACAAUUGGUAUGCUCAAAGAUGAAGAGGGUUAUGUGUUCAAACCGAUAAACAAACCUGAACUUGGGAGAAGAGAGGUCUUGUUUUAUGAAACUGUAAUGAACUCAGAACUGGAAGUUAUCAAAGAACUCAAACAGUUUGUGCCAGAAUAUCUUGGUACUGUGGAAUUAGCGGUUAAUGGCACAAAUGCUCAGUUUCUGAAACUCAGGAAUGCUACAAGAGGAUAUCAGAAACCUUGUGUGAUGGAUGUGAAAAUAGGACGACAAACUUGGGAGCCUGGUGCACCAGUCAGCAAGCAACAAAGAGAACAAGCAAAAUAUACACAAUGUAAACAACAGUGUGGCUUUUGCAUACCUGGAUUUCAUGUUUACAACACAAAGAGUGGAACAACUGAGAAGUAUGGAAAAGAUUUUGGGAAAAACUUGUCAAAAGAAAACAUUCCUGAAGUUUUAACAAAAUUCCUCAACUCUGCAAGUGAACAAAGCAAAAGUGUGGGAGAAGAGAUGUUAGAGCAGCUGAACAGAAUUCUGAGCUGGUGGCAAUAUCAGCGAAUCUAUCACAUAUACUCCAGUUCUCUGCUCCUUACGUACGAUGCAGAGAUAUUGAGGACUCCUAGUGAUCUACCAUUGUGUUCAAGUGUGCGUGUAAUACUCAUAGACUUUGCUCAUGUCUUUCCUGCAAAUAAUACUCUUGAUUUAAAUUAUUUAAAUGGUCUAGAUAGUUUUGUACAAAUAUUUUCAUCUGUAGUAAAUAAAUUAUGACACAAUU